Molecule: messenger RNA, 1047 nt
Organism: Seminavis robusta
Lineage: Eukaryota; Bacillariophyta; Bacillariophyceae; Naviculales; Naviculaceae
Source: the annotation of a GenBank genome assembly
AUGGAUCCCGACGGCUCUCAUGCUACUCAAGAUUACAUUCCUGUGGCUUCAGCUACCCCGAUUGCCCAUCAAGAAACUUCCACUGCCACCAACACACCUCACAUCUCAGUACUAGAAGUGGUAGGUGAAAUUGGAAAUGCUCCCAUUGUUGCAAGGAGUAGGACGCGUUCUGGUGGUCAGGGAGAAGAAAGAAAAGUUGAAGAACCAGAACCAUCACCUCUGCCCACAAAGGGCUUGCGCAAUCGUCAACCAACGGCCAAUAAGAACAUUCUCGGCAAGGCGGCUAAUCAGCAACAAGAACAAGAAGUUCGAGCGGUAGCCAAAGGAGCCACAUCGGCAACUGCAGCCAAGUAUGGACUCAGAAGACCAAAAAAUUAUCAAGCACAACCUGAGGUCGAACCAGCGCAUGUACUGGCGCCGAUGCCACCUCAGCAAGAUGAGAUGGACACAAAAGCAUCAUCACCGCCACCAUCACCACCAGGCACUUCUUUGACGCAGACCACUGCUGAUCAAAAUGAUCCAACUAAUGUGCGUCAAACCACCUCAAGGAGCUCAUCCCCUAGUGAUAGGCACCCUGCGUGGCUCCCGCCAGAUUUGCAUCAUAUAAAAGGAUCGGCUGUGGGUUCCACAGAUAUCAUACUGAAGCCAGCAGCUGUCUCACAAAACCAAGACCUACAAAAUAUCCCGCAUCAGCCCCCGUCAUCUCCAUCACCACCACAAGCUGCUAUCUCAAAUGAAGAGGCUCCCUCGAUUCCCUACAGUUUGGGCAUUGGCACCAACACUAUCGCUCCUUCCUCUACUACUACCGCUGCCGGUACCGGUACCAACAGCCGUGGUACUAUUUUGGCCAGUGCCCAAUUAGUAGAGUCUGAAAUUGAACCUGUUAGUGCCCAUGUUGUUGAUCCCUCCAGGAAUUGCCUGCCAGAUACAAGCACUGCUGACUAUGACAUUUCUCCCAUCACAGCAACCAAUACAGAACCUCUCUACAUUGCCAUCAUUUCUUCGUCCCUCAGCAUGGCAAUCCUUGAGCCCAUCUCCUCAGCCUAG